Molecule: messenger RNA, 2919 nt
Organism: Cynara cardunculus var. scolymus (artichoke)
Lineage: Eukaryota; Viridiplantae; Streptophyta; Magnoliopsida; Asterales; Asteraceae
Product: disease resistance-like protein DSC1
Exons: 6
Coding region: 1-2919 (972 amino acids)
Biological process (GO): defense response
Molecular function (GO): ADP binding
Source: RefSeq, a predicted model, not a curated record
AUGUCUUUAGGUUACACGGUCAUGAAUUCCAAAGAAGUAGCUUUAUUGCAGAUAUUAGUAGAAAAUGUGCAGAAAAAUCUAGUGGUUUGCUUGAUUUGCAAAAAACAAAUUUGUCAUGACAUUUCAAAAACAAGUUCAAUUCAAGUUUAUCAUAUUUCCACAUACAUCUCUCAGAUUGAGAAUGCAAUAGCUCGUACAAAGGUGUUUCUAGUUCUUGAUGAUGUUGAUAGUCUCGACCAUUUGGAUGCAUUACUUGGAAAGAAAGGUUUUCAUCCUGGAAGCAAAAUCAUAAUAACAACCAAGGAUGCCUCGUUGACAGAAAAAUGUGAGCUAUUCAACCAGAUAGUUCGACCCAAGCAUACAAAGCACUUACUUCAAGGCUUAGAUGAUUAUAAUUCACUACGACUUUUAAGUUCGUGGGCAUUCAAGCGCAACAGUCCAAAGGAAGGUUAUGAAGAAGUUUCAGAUACACUUGUUAAGUAUUGUGGGGGACAUCCAUUGGCUCUUAAAGUUCUGGGCAGGUCUCUAUGGAAUAGAGAUGUAGCUAGAUGGAAGGAUUGCAUAAAAAGGCUAAAGGAAGAACCUGAUUCAUGUAUUAAAAACGUCUUGCAAAUGAGCUUUGACUCUUUGCCAUCUACAGAAGAUAAGGAACUGUUUAAGCACAUUGCUUGUUUUUUCGUUGGAGAAGGUAGAGAAUCAACCGAAACAAUAUUAAAGGCAUGUGGGUUCCACACAGUACUCGGGAUCGAGAAUCUCAUUGAUAGAUGCCUUCUUUGGAUUAGUCAAGAUAACAAGUUGAUGAUGCAUCAAUUGCUUCAAGACAUGGGAAGAGACAUAGUACACCAAGAAUCACCAAACAGGCCAGAGGAGCGAAGUCGAUUAUGGUGUCAUAAAGAGUCAUUCAAAGUGUUGAAACAAAAAAAGUGUAAGAGGAACCUUCAAGGCCUUGCACUUGACAUGAGAAUGCUUGAGAAAGACAAGUUACAUGAGUUGGAAACUGAUGCGUUCAGUAAGAUGGAUAAUAUAUUGCUACUACAACUCAAUCAUGUGCAUCAACUCAAGGGGUCCUAUAAGAAUUUUCCACAAGACUUAAGAUGGUUGUGUAUGCAUGGGUUCCCUUUAGAGUAUAUUCCUCCAGAUUUACAAUUGGAGAAUCUGGUUGUUCUUGACAUGUCUUAUAGCAAGCUGGUAUCUUUUGACAUGUCUUACAGUGACUCGCAACAACUGGAGAACAGGCGAAAGUUGACUGGAUUGGGCUCUAUCUGUGAACAACUGUGUAGUCUCUGUGGCCUUUUGGAACUCCCCAUACUGGAGAAUAGGCAAAAGUUAACUGGAUUGGGCUCAAAAGAAAACCCCUCGCUUAGAUCAUUAAAGAUUCUCAAUCUAAGUUACUGUGAACAGCUUCGUAGUCUUGGUGGCUUUUCCGAAUUCUCCGCACUUAAGAGGUUAAUACUUUCAAAUUGUACAAGUUUGAUUGAGAUUUGUGAGUCAAUUGAGCAAUGUGAUGGACUUGAGCUCAUUGAUCUGAGUUAUUGCAAUGAAGCAAGGAAGCUUGUAAGAACGAUAGGCAAGGUAAAGAAUGUCAAAAUACUGAACUUAGAUGGUUGUAAUCUCAAUGAAUUUCCGAUCGAGAUGAGUUAUCUGGAGUUACCAGAAAUGGUCAAGGCUAACAACAUUGUCAUACACUCGCAAACCUCUUCCUCUGCCAUUGUGGAGGUUAUACCGAGAGAUUUCAAGUCCUCUGGGAUUUAUUUACCAAGCUCGUUAGUAUGCUUGUCACUUCAACAUAAUCAUUUGUCCAACGAAUCUUUUCCAAUGGACUUUAGUAGCCUAUUCAUAUUGAAGGAGUUAUAUUUAGAUGGUAAUGAUAUCGUUUCCAUGCCCAGUUGUGUGAGAACCCUUCAUAAGCUUGAGAAACUUAGUAUUGAGGAUUGUGCUAGACUGACGACAAUAGAGCAUCCUCCACGUACACUAAAACACUUGAUAUUCAGUGUCGCGCGUAAGUUGGGGAAAGUUGUAUUCGAUCAAGAUAUGUCUCCAAUCAAGUUAAGUGGGAUGCGAGGUGCGGGGUCUUUCAUUGAAGGCAUGUUCAAAGAGGAAGAUAUGGCAGAUGUUGAGGAAGCGUUAUUACAUAGUUUGGGGUGGACUAAUUUAGACUUCACCGAAAUUCAGCCUAUAGGAUCUAAAGUCAAGAUGCUGUAUGGAUUUGGAAUAUUCAGCACAUUUUAUGUUGGGAAGGAGAUUCCGAACUGGAUUAGUAAAAGAAGCAAGGGACCAUCAAUAUCAUUUACCAUCCCAUCAUCUCCUAACAACCUUAGAGGACUCAAUAUCUGCUUCGUGCUUGUGGUUCGAAAUAAGAUCAGUAUCUAUUCCUUCGUAGAUAUCAAGAUUAGUAAUAUAGCACAGACGCGCAGCUGGAUAUAUACUUGUCCUGUGUUCUUUAAGGAAACUGGAGAGGGUAUAACAUAUUUAAGCCAUUGGAUGUUUGGGAAGAAUGAGAUGGGAAAUGGUGACCAUAUUACUAUUUCCAUGUUAAAGGAGUAUGAUGAUGAUGAUGAUUUUAGUAUAAGGGAGUGUGGGGUGAGUUUUGUGUAUGAUGAAGAUGAAGAAGAAGAUGUGUUGGGUUAUUACAAGUCAUGGAAUCAUAUCAUUGGUCGGGAUCUCUCUUCUUUUCAGACAACUACUCCCGGAGAAUAUCACCUAUACAUCGGGCACUUUCUGGGGUCCAACUCUAUCACGAGUUAUGUAGAUGGUAGUGGUGAUGGUGUAACGGUAGUAGUGGCUGUGUUGAUGAUUGUGGUGACGUUGGUGACAACAGUGGUGGGUGAAGGAGAUGGUGGGGGUGGGGGUGAAGGCAUCAAUGGUAACGACGAUGUUGACAACCCUCGUGGUGAGAUUGAAUAUAAUGGAGUAAUAUAA